Molecule: messenger RNA, 2738 nt
Organism: Asparagus officinalis (garden asparagus)
Lineage: Eukaryota; Viridiplantae; Streptophyta; Magnoliopsida; Asparagales; Asparagaceae
Product: dihydrofolate synthetase
Exons: 12
Coding region: 360-2102 (580 amino acids)
Biological process (GO): tetrahydrofolylpolyglutamate biosynthetic process
Cellular component (GO): cytoplasm; mitochondrion; cytosol
Molecular function (GO): ATP binding; tetrahydrofolylpolyglutamate synthase activity
Source: RefSeq, a predicted model, not a curated record
CCAAAAAUCCCAACAGAAACGCCCCAACCGAUUGAGGAGGCGAGGAGAAAAAUCCCCUUCUUUCGCUUCUCUCUCUCUCUCUCUCUCUGAACCCCGUCGACAGUUCGCCGAUCAUCACCACCGCCUCGUCUUCUCUGAUCAUCACCGCCGCCUCCUCUUCACUCGACGAUCUUCUCUCCCACCUCCUUCAACGCCGCCAGGCCCGCUACCUCCUUCAGCUCAGUUCCCUCCGGCCACCUCCUUCUCCUCUUCUCUUCAAGGUUGAUCUCAGAUUUGGAUCUUUUGGUAAUACAGCCUACCAACACCUGACUCAACCCAACCUGAUGAAACAAAAGAAAUCCAGCUGCCUGUAAAUUCGCAUGGCCCUUGCCUUUUCCUCAGUGCAUCGACUAACACACUUUGAGAUGAAAAGGAUGCAAUGCUUUACAAAGUUUAUUUGCCCAUUUCGGAAUCUAGUGAAGAGAACUGAAAUUCUAGCCCUAACCUCAGGAUGCUCAAAAUCUAGGUCAUACUCAAGUGUGCAAGAGGAUAACAAGAUCAGUGAUUUAUUGGACUAUAUGGAGAGGUUGAAGAAUUAUGAGAAACUAAGUGUCCCAAGAGGUGCUGGAACAGAUUCAGAGGAUGGCUUUGAUCUUGGAAGGAUGAGGCGGUUUCUAGAACAGCUUGGUAAUCCCCACUAUCAUUUUCAGGCUGUUCAUAUUGCUGGGACCAAGGGAAAAGGAUCAACUGCAGCAUUCCUUUCCAAUAUUUUACGGCAAGGGGGCUACUCUGUUGGCUGUUAUACAAGCCCGCAUCUUUUGACUGUUCGGGAGUGCAUCUCUUUUGGCAAAAAAGGAGGACAUAUUUCAGCUGAUGCGUUAAUAAAUCUUUUUCACCAGACUAAGGAAAUUAUUGAUCAGUCUAUCGAACUGGAAAAUGGAUCCUUAACCUAUUUUGAGGUUUUUACUGGCCUCGCCUUUCUUGCAUUUUUCCAAGAGAAGGUUGAUAUCGCUGUAAUUGAAGCUGGUCUUGGGGGUGCAAGAGACGCAACAAAUGUCUUGCGCAACACUGAACUUGCUGCAUCAGUAAUUACAUCUAUAGGUGAGGAGCAUUUAGCUGCUUUAGGUGGUUCCCUUGAAAGCAUUGCUGUCGCAAAAUCUGGGAUAAUUAAGCAUGGAUGUCCAGUGGUGAUUGGAGGCCCAUUUGAAUCUCAUGUUGAACACAUUAUUAGGGAUAAAGCUCACUCCAUGAAUUCCCCAGUUGUAUCAGCGUGUGAUCCUGGAAUUAAGAGUGCUAUAAAAUGCUUUAGCAGAGAGGAUGGAGAUCCUUACCAAACUAGUGACAUACGUAUCCAAGGUCGAGAGAAUUUAGAGAUGUUUGUUGACUUGCCUGAUGUAAAACUACGAAUGCUCGGAAAUCAUCAACUCCAAAAUGCAGUUACAGCUACCUGUACAGCACUUUGUCUACGGAAUCAAGGUUUUAAGAUAUCAGACAAAUCCAUUCGAGCUGGUCUAGAGCAGACAACAUUACCUGGGAGAAACCAGUUUCUAACUCGCAUGGAGGCUGAGACACUUGGUGUAUCUGAAGCAUCCAUACUUAUUGAUGGAGCACAUACCGAGGCAUCUGCUGAAGGAUUGUCAGAUGUAAUUAGGAUGACAUGUCCUGAUGGAAUGUUUGCUUUUGUGGUGGCAAUGGCAACUGAUAAAGAUCAUUUAGCAUUUGCAAGAAAAAUUCUUACAGGUCCGAGACCAGAGAUAGUUCUUCUGACCGAGGUGAGCAUUGCAGGAGGCAAAUCUCGUGCUACUCCAGCUUCAAUAUUAAAAGAUGCCUGGAGGAGGACUGCAGCAGAUUUAUGUUUGGAUUUUAUGGACUUUGGAGUGAUUGAUGAAGAGAAUAACCUUAAUAAGCUUAUCAGUUGUACACCGGCAUCAAGAGAUAACAAAAUAAUAAUCUUGGCAUCAUGCCAGAAUCUUUCGGUAUGUGAUUCAAUAAAAAUUGCUGACCAGUUGCUUAAAUUCAGAGACAGAGAUAAGUCACGCCUGAUUGUGGUCACCGGCUCUUUGCAUAUAGUUUCAUCGACAUUAGCUGCUGUGAGCAAAGUUGACGAAAUGAUUGUAUCAUAGGUUUUGUUGGAUAAAUUAUUUUGAGCCAGUUUUCCGUGCUUGGGUAUUAUAGGCCCCAUAAUGUUCUGUACCAUUGCAUUUUACAUAAUCUUGUUGGCGCCAUAAUGUUAUGUACCAUUGCAUUUUACAUAAUCUUGUACUAUGACAAUGUAGAGAACUUAUCUAUGGGCAAGUAUUUCAGAAGUUAUUCAAAUUUGGCUACAGUGUUCAUGAGCUCAGAGCGUGCAGUCAAGGUGAAGAAGCGAGCCACUGCCUUUCAACCAGACAGAAUUAUUGAUCAACACGUGUUCUCACAACAAUUAAAGUAUAACUUUAAUUUUUGCAAUAAAGUUUCCACUGUGAUCAUUUCAUUUGACUGGAGCUUGAUUGCAGCUUGAUGGCCUGAGGGAGAAAAAGAAGCAGCAGAAGAGUGAAGAACGAUCUUCCACAACUGGUAGUACCGUAAGAGAACCUUUCAAAGUUGCUGAUAAAAGCUAAAGUAGCCAAAGAAAUUCUUUUUGUAAAUUUAAUGGCUACGUCCCUCUGCAGCUUUUACUUUUGAGAACAUGGAUGAGAAAGCACAUAUUUAUUGCUUCUUCAAUUUUUCAUACUCAGUAUAGUCCUUAUAUGAUGAGGAUGCCUGCAAUACUUCGAUGA